This is a messenger RNA of Oncorhynchus masou masou (cherry salmon), 2631 nucleotides long. Its product is annotated as multiple epidermal growth factor-like domains protein 8. The record is from RefSeq and is a predicted model, not a curated record. The transcript is spliced from 2 exons. The coding region runs from base 203 to 1084 and encodes 293 amino acids. NCBI's taxonomy places the organism in Eukaryota, Metazoa, Chordata, Actinopteri, Salmoniformes, Salmonidae.
UGAGGGAGUGUGUCCCCAGGGAAACAGCAGCUGGUCCUUCCUCCACUGCCCAGAGGAGGAUGAGUGUGCCAACGGCCACCACCACUGUAACGUCACCCAGGACUGCCAUGACCUGACCCAGGGAUACCACUGCACCUGCAAGCAGGGCUACGUUCUCAGCCGUGCGCCAAGUGCAAAGACUCCUUCAAUGACACACCAAUAAAUGAGCACUAGUGCUACCGGCAGUUCAACGUGGACAAUGAGUGUUUUGCGUCGACCCCCACCAACCGCAAUCUGCCCAAGGGUCUGCUUUGAUGCCCAGCCAAAGUUCACCAACGUGGACAUCCGAGUCACCAUCGACAUGUACACCUCCACCUCCCCGAAGGUAGUGUCCAACUCCCAUGACACCUUCAUCGUAGAAGUGGACCUCCACACAGGCAUCCACGCCAUCAAGAUCGAGGACGAGUCGGUGGCCCGAGGUGGGUCGAGCGGAGGGGAUAAGGAGACACCUCCGUCACCUAUGAAGGUGUAUGCCAACUCCUCAUCCAGCCUGGGUGGGGCCAUGCUCCCCAACACCCCCCUGCAGCUCCACGCCAAGCCCCAGGGGGCAGACCGGGAGGUACGGGAGGCCAAGGGGGAGGGGCUCAUCUCCUAUAUCACGGUGUGGAAGCCCCAGACGGUGCUAUUUUUUCAAGGUGUCUGUGACCGCGUGGUCAUCACCUUCCACCAUGAGGUCCACUCCCUGAAGUCCAGCCGCUUCUACAUCGCCCUGCGCGGUGUAGGCACCGAGGAGAGACGGGGCGAGUCCCAGGGCCUGCUCUUCCUCCGCCAGGACCAGGCUCACAUUGACCUGUUCGUUGUCUUCUCUGUUUUCUUCUCCUGCUUCUUCUUCUCCGUCUGCGUCCUCCUCUGGAAGAUCAAGCAGUUCAUGGACUUAUGCCGAGAGCAGAGGCGUCAUAUCCAGGAAACGACCAAGAUGGCAUCCAGGCCCUUCGCCAAGCUCACUGUCUAUUUGGAGCCAGAGGAGUCCCAGCUCAUCUACCUGUCCUCCACAGAGGGGCAUUGUCUUUGGCAAGGCAGGCUGGGGGGCAUUGUAGUUGGUUAGAGGGGGCGUGCUGGAGCCGUCUCCUACAAACACGAGCCAGGCUCCGGCCCCACAUGUGGAACAUGUGCUUUAUACCCCAAAAAGUGACAAUAAACAUUGCCAUUAAAAACAAGAGAUAGAAGGCUUAGUCCGCCAGGAUGUGCAACAUCGAAUUGACAGGAUAGGAAUAAAGAAAGUGAUGCUUGUUUGUCAGAUGUUUUUUCAUGGCAGUAAUGAUGAGUGAAAUGAAUUAUAAGUUCAUAUAUGGCAGGCUUUUAAGCUAAGUGUCUGUUUAUUAAGCUUUUAAGCUAAGUGUCUGUUUAUUAAUUCAAAACCCGAAGUAUAUAUUUGUACAUGUUCAUUCACAGGACCUGUUACAUGUUUCUUUAUCGGUUGCUGUUGUAUGUGUUUCUCUGCUCGUCUGUCUCCAGUUCUUCUGCAUUUGUGAACUCGCAGGCCUACACUUAACAAUCCUGUUGUGUAUCGUUUCCUAUUGUGAGGCUUAUGGAGAACAUAUUUAGCAAAGCAAAACUUUUGACACAUUUGAUGUCUGUUUUAAAUACAUUUUGUUACAAAUGAAGGAUUUAACUAGGUUAUCAGACUUCUGUCCCUGUAGCCAUUUUAUGAGUGGAUAACAUAACACACUAUGUAUUGUUUAGUUUUUUUUUCAGUUAUAUGAUAUGAACUGUAUGUUAACUGAUAUGCCUUUUUUUCUCUCUCUCUCGAUUUGAUGAUUUUAUCAGCCAGUGAGAGCUUUGAUUAGAACGUGAUUAUUUUUUGUGAUUUGUCUUGUGACAAAUAGAACAAGAAAGCAAUUACAUUAUGUGGAACAAAACAUUGUAUGGAAAUGAUGUCAGAUUAUAAUGGAGACAAAGGAAAGGGACAAAAUAUGUGCAAAGCUCCAACUUCCUGGUGAAAGAUAACAUGAAUGAAAAAGGUGUUUUAUUUUCAAGGAGGGUGUGUUACAUUUUUGUUAGAUGUUUUUUGCACUCUUAAGAAGGACAUUUUCUUCAGUUUCUCAUAUGACUCACUACAAGAUGAAUCCCCCCAUUAUUUUGGAACAAUCUGAAUGGUGCUACUGGAUACACAAAACAAAAUGAUUGGUAAUUCAGAUAGAUUUCUCAUGUACAUGUAUUUAAUCAAAUGUAUAACAAAAAUAACAGCUUUCUUGUUUAGUAGCAUUGCUCCAAAUUAAGGAAAAUUGAAGCACUACCUUCGAGUAGCAUUAUAGCACAAGCAUUAUUAGACUGGUUACAUUGUUCUUGUAUUUGUUUGUUAGUUUACGUGUUUUUUUUAACCCUUUUUAUUUUUUAAAUUUUUCAUUUACUCGUUUUUUUUUUUAAAUUAGGGAACAGUGAUGUAUAGAAGAUGGUUGCCUGGCAGACUCUUUGUCCUGGUAACCUUUUUUUUACUAGGCAAGUCAGUUAAGAACAAAUUCUUAUUUUCAAUGACGGCCUAGGAACAGUGGGUUAACUGCCUGUUCAGGGGCAGAACGACAGAUUUGUACCUUGUCAGCUCGGGGAUUUGAACUUGCAACCAACGUUCUAACCACUAGGCUACCCUGCCGA